This is a messenger RNA of Fusarium musae, 993 nucleotides long. RefSeq lists its product as uncharacterized. The record is from RefSeq and is a predicted model, not a curated record. The coding region runs from base 1 to 993 and encodes 330 amino acids. NCBI's taxonomy places the organism in Eukaryota, Fungi, Ascomycota, Sordariomycetes, Hypocreales, Nectriaceae. The transcript has a single exon.
AUGGGUCGUGAGGAAAUGCAGGCCCGUCUCAAAGAGCUGGAGACAGAAAAGUCUGUUCUCGAGUGGGCUCUUGAAGCAAGCCUUCACGAGAAGGACGUCGACACCGACAACGAAGACAACAAGUCCGAAACUUUGUCUACCUACACUAUGGCAGACCUCCCAGCCUCGAACCCUCAAGUGGAUGAACCCCUGGUUCAUGUUUAUCCAGAUGGUCCCAUCUCCGAUUCCGAGUCUUCUAUCUCGCUUCACAGCACUGACUCCGUAGCCUCUACUAUGGCUCGUAUCAAGUUCACUCCCACCAUGCCGGCUCACCAGACCGUCCAGUCUGACCCUGCGUCUUACCGCUACGAUGGUACUGGAGUGUCUGAAGAUGGCUACGAGGAUGAGGAGACCAUCCGCGGCUCUACCAUUGGUAUUGAAAAGGAAAAGGAAAAGGAAAAGGAAAAGGAAAAGGAAAAGGAGGAUCCGGAGGACACCACUGCCACUGAUCCGAACUCUCCUCUCAACAUCACCAACCCUCAUCCGACCCUUUCCAUCUCGACCAAGUUCCUUCAGAAGGCUAUUCUCAACAGCCGCCAGCGUGGAAGUCCCUAUCUCCGUUCAUUCCUCCACCGGAAACCUGUCGACGGCAAAGCAGGUGAAUGCACCGAGUGGAAGUGGAUUCCCUUCCUUGUCUUUGGUGCCGCAGCUGAGCUUGUCGCAACCAACAUUGCCGAAGGCGACAUCGAGAUGAUCUGCAUGAAGGACACUCGCUUCACCACCAUGAUUCAGAAGAACAAGGACAUGUUUGAAGACCCUGGAAGCCUUGGUGCCAAGUCUGCUCUCCUUGAGGAGCUCAAGCCUGCCUUCAAUCGUCCUGAGGCUUGGGGCUUCCGCGUCUUGGUCUGGCGCGUCCACUCUUCGGAGAACACUGUCUACAUGGACCGUGAAGGCUACCCUGUCCCCGGAGAGGCCGGCACUCUGCCAUUUGAUGGGCCUGAGAAUUGGAAAUAA